Molecule: messenger RNA, 516 nt
Organism: Paramecium octaurelia
Lineage: Eukaryota; Ciliophora; Oligohymenophorea; Peniculida; Parameciidae
Source: the annotation of a GenBank genome assembly
AUGAAUCCUAUCCCUCAAAAAGAAAUAGUACACAUACCCAAAUUCAAAGUGGUUGGUCUAAGAAGGAGAAUCUACUUGGCAAAAGAGACUGAUCAAUAGAACAACACUUUUAGCCAAACUUAUAAGGAGUUUUUUUCUAACAAACUGAAUGAAAAGAUCCAACAUAGAGCCCAUCCUGGAAGAACCUAUUGUCUUUACUAUGAUUUCAAAGAUUUCUAGGAUAGAUCUCAAUUCAACUAUUACAUACUAGUAGGUGAAGUGGUGACAGACGUUGGAGUUGUUCCUGAAGGCAUGGAAGUCUAUGAAGUGGAAGACUCCAGUUAUGCCAAGUUUGAAGGAGGACCAGGACCCAUACCUGAGAUUGUUAAACAAACUUGGAGUGCUCUGCAUUAGAUAAAGCCAGAAGAAUGGGGAGGCAAGAGAACCUACAAGACAGAGUUCGAAGUCUAUAGAGAAGGACAGGAAGAUAUCAAGAACAUGAGAUUUGAAUUGUACAUUGGUUUGGUGAUUGAAUGA